GCAGAAUAUUGUUUUUCUUUGGAAAAAACCAUAAUUUGUUUUACAAAGUCUCCAAAACCAAAAGUCAAUCUAAUCUACAGCUCAAAAGUCAACAAGUCCUCGAUGUAAUCUACAACUCAAAAAGUCAACCGCACGAAAUCAUUUUGCCAGCAUCAAACUUUCAAACGAUCAUUCUGUCUGAACAAAAAACACCACCAAUUGCACAUACAUAGAUCUAACCCCUUUACACAUUUCUUCGAUUAAUCAACUGAUUCAAACACAUUUUUGUCAUAAAGAUUGUAAAUUUCCAAUCCAAAGGAUCAGUGACUCAUAAAUGGAGACUGAAUCAUCUUUGACUCAAGAAAUUGGAGAAAACAAGAAUCCCCAAUUGGACUGCACUUCGCCUGAAUCAUUAUUGACUCCGGGAGAUAGUGAUUCGGAAUCCACUUCGGUUUCAUCAUCCAUACAAGGCUCCAUAUCGAGCGCCACAUCAUCACUCGAUCGACAUACCACUAACGUCAAAGAAGAAACCCGACAAAAGAAACCACUAAACAAGUCAACUUCAAAAAAACUCGCCACUUUUAGGAGCUUCGUGGCGUCUAGAAGGCGAAGAACCCAAUCAAAACUCAGUCGCUCUUCAAUAAAAUUGUCAGACGAUGGUUCGACCACACCCCCGCAAUAUUCUUCCAUCGAAGCCUCAGAUGAAUCAUCUAACUAUAUUCAGAAGAAACCUAUACAAAAGUUCAAAAGAACAAGUAGUCUAAGAUCUAUCAAGAUCUUCAGGAGCAACAACAAGAACAACUCAUCAACCGAAGAAUCCCAUUCGAAACGAGCUACUGUUUCAUCAAUCCUCAAAGACUCAAACUUCCCCGAACAACUUAAACAUCAACCCGGACCAUCACAAGCAAAGAUUUGUCCAUACCAACACUGUUCUCUCCAUGGUCAUCAACACGAGCCCCCACAAACGCGAUUUCCAUACCUUAGAAAACGCGCGACGAAUGGUCAAAAGAUCGUGAAGCCCGAAAGUCAACCCAAGUAUAAAAGUUGUGGCAAGAAACGUGAAGUCAAAGGAACAAAGAUGGGUUCUAAGGAUGACUCUAUUGAAUUCUAUGCUAAAACAAGACCCGGAACAGUUUCUAGCCGUGAUCAUGGUGAUGCUGAGUUUGCUGAUAUCUUAAAGAAGGAUAUAAAUGGGUUGGAUAAUCGAGAUUUUAGUGAUUUAAUUGACGAAAAUAUUGAAGAUUCAAGUGGGUCGAAGCGGGUUCUUGAAAAGGAACAAUCUUUAGAGAAGACGGAUCAUAUAAGCAUGUGGCGGAUGAUCCAACAACAUAUGGUGUCUGGUCUUGAUGCAGAAUCAGGGGAUAUGAUAGUUCAACAAGUAGAUGAAGAAGAGAAAUUGGAGACUAAAGCUUUUGAUGAUGAUGCGAAUCAAGAAACCGAGAUUAGAAAGAUGUUUGCGAUUAAACUUGUAAGAGAUGCAAUCGAGAAUAUUCUUCUUUCGGAAGUUGAAGAUGAUCAAUCGUUUACGAGUGAUCAAAAGGAGGAAUCUCUUGCACCGGCUGCUAAAGAAAAGCCCGGCUCAAAAACAGGAGCACCUGAUAGAUGGAGUUACAUAAAGAAAGUAUUCAUUUUGAAGAAAUUUAUUAAACAACUCGAAAAGGUGAAGAAAUUCAACCCGAAAAAGGCUCAGGAUCUUCCGCUACCAGUUGAAACUGAAACGGUUUCUCUUCGGCGACAGAGCGCUAGUGGCAAGAAAAACUCCGAUGAAUGGAUGCUCGAUUAUGCCCUUCAAAAGGUUGUGAGUGAACUCGCUCCAACUCAAAAACGGAAAGUCGCUAUGCUCGUUAAGGCUUUCGAAAGCAUAGCUCCAGCACAAGAAGAAGAAUCACAGGAAUCUAGAUCAAAUAGUGAAAUUCAAAAGCCCAAUAGUUCCUUCAUCAAUGAAGAAUCAAAACCCGAAUUAGACCACAUCAAAAUGUGGCAUACAAUCUACCAACAUGUGAUCACAGACAUCGCUACAAAGAUCGGAUCAGACUUCGGUGAAGAUUCAACAACCAGUGAAGAACAAAGUCUCGAACAAUUCACCCAAACCGACGCCAUUAACCUCGUCCAACAAUCCGUUAACGAAAUCCUCCUACCUGACAUACCUUCCGAUCAAGAACAAAAGAAAACAGAGGAUGGCUCUGUUUCAAAAUUACAAAAUUGGGGGAAAUUGAAGAAAUUGAUUAUGUUAAAACGUUCGAUUAAGGCGUUAGAAGGGUUUAGGAAAGUGAAGUUACAAGACCCACAAGAAGAAAUGUUGAAAUUGGAACAAGAAAGAGUGGAUUUGAGGCGGCAAAUGAUGGAUGAACGGAAGAAAGCAGAGCAAUGGAUGAUUGAUUAUGCGGUUCAACAUAUCGUCACUAAAUUGACACCGUCGCGUAAGAAGAGGGUCUCCAUGCUUGUUGAAGCUUUCGAAGCGGUUGUUCCGUUUCCGGAAGUUUGAAUCUACAAAACCAUUUUCAAUAUUUCUUGAAUUGAAGGUAGAGGAUGAACUUGCAGUUUGUUUUCAGGUAACCAUAAAGUAAAAAAAAAAACAUACAAGGUAUAUAAUAUUGAUUGACACUUAUACAGUUGUGGAUAGUAGAUUCUCGGUUGCACAUCUUCUUUUGCGAUUUUUUGUGUACAAUCUAUCACAUGUACAUAUCUUCAUUAUCAUAAUAGUGUGCUUGCUGUUUGUAUGUAAUAAAUAGCUACGAUCUUAUGAUCUUGUCCUUUUGUUUGCCAACUUGGCAUGAGUGUCAGUGAUUCGGUUUGUAUUGUUUGUGGCAUAUGGAUAAGACCGAUCAAUGUAUGUUUGGGUGUUUCUAUCCU
Messenger RNA from Helianthus annuus (common sunflower), 2832 nucleotides. Its product is annotated as calmodulin binding protein PICBP. NCBI's taxonomy places the organism in Eukaryota, Viridiplantae, Streptophyta, Magnoliopsida, Asterales, Asteraceae. The transcript has 6 exons. Bases 314 to 2464 code for a protein of 716 amino acids. The record is from RefSeq and is a predicted model, not a curated record. Gene Ontology annotation, molecular function: calmodulin binding.